Messenger RNA from Scylla paramamosain (green mud crab), 2143 nucleotides. RefSeq lists its product as uncharacterized. The coding region runs from base 16 to 894 and encodes 292 amino acids. Gene Ontology annotation, cellular component: extracellular region. NCBI's taxonomy places the organism in Eukaryota, Metazoa, Arthropoda, Malacostraca, Decapoda, Portunidae. The record is from RefSeq and is a predicted model, not a curated record. The transcript has 3 exons. Gene Ontology annotation, molecular function: chitin binding.
ACAGGACGCCCCACCAUGCAGACCCUUGUGUUCGCGGUGUUGUUGGCGGCAGCAGCAGCGGCAACGAUCCCCGAGCAGGAGCCGCUUUCAACCAACGUCACGUUACCAGUGUAUGGGUUCUUCAAUGAGAAUAAUGCCUCCACUGCAGCCCCUGCCGAACAAGGCGACCACCAACCGGCAACAACCAGCCGGCCAGGCAACGAGCAGCUAACGUACGCAGACUCUCAGAGUCCACCUGUCCAGCCUGAGGAAACCUUAGUGAAUCACGCGGAGCCUCUUGAGCAGUCCACCCACCAGGCUCACAGCCAGCCCGAGAUUUCGCCAGUGGAUAAUGUGCAUACCAUCCAGGCGGCUGGCGAGAAUGCCAGCAACGAUACACUGCAGUCCAACAGUUCCCACGCAGCCCUGGAGAGCUCGCAGGCCGACCAAGCCAAGCCAUCCAAGCAACCCAAGCAGGCCAAGCAAACCGCCCCCCUAAAGGAGGCGGCCGUCACAUCCUCACAGCCCCCUCAGAGUUACAACACCCAUGAGAGCACACCAACACCCAAAGCCGAAACUACCUCCGCCGCGCCCCAGGAACCCCUAAACCUAUCGUCGGGCGCCAGCUUCAUGCUGGGCGCCAUCUCCACCACAUUCAGCUGCCUCGACCGUCCGUAUGGCUACUACGCUGACCCAGACAACAACUGCCGCAUCUUCCACGUGUGUCACCCUUCCCUCUUACAUGACGGCAGCGUUCACACCUACCAGUACAGCUUCAUGUGCGGCGAGGGGACAGUGUUCGAUCAGAAGGAAAUGACGUGCGUGGCGGAGUGGGUGGCCACCCCCUGCACGGAAGCAUCUUCCUUUUACCUCAGGAACCAGGAAUUUGGACAGGUCCAGGAAAGGCGCCCCUGACCGCGUUCAGUCCCCUCUGAUGGGUUAGAGCAGGGCGGCGAUGCCCCUCAGCCCCUCUUUAGAAAUAGAAUAGAGUAUUUAUGUUAUGUUAUAUCUCAAAAGCUAUUUAAGUCAUCGUGUACAUUAUGUUGUAUUUAAUAAAGUAUAUAAAUCAUUAUGUACUUAACGCUUCUGUUCUAUCAUACGGGCUGUUGGGAAGGAUGGCAUAAGUUAAGCUGGUGACAAUGUAGGUGUUAGCCAGUCUGCCUCAUCUCUGGAGUUACCGCACACCACCAAAGGGAGGAAAAAGUUAUGCCAUGCGAAGUUUCACCAUCACGUCGUCAUUUACUCAUUACAAUUUUCUCACACCAAACAACAUCAGAGCAUUAUUUCCCCUUUCGCGUACAACGACUUUGAAUGUGGACUCCGAGGAAAAUUCCGUGAGUGGGAAAGAACACUCAAGGCGACUGGCAUCCUUCAUGGAGCGAACAGUGCGACUGAAAAUGUGUGGCUUUGCUUGUGUUUCUGUUUGAGGUGAGACUUGUCGAGGCACGAAAUAUCAUGUUCUAGUUACCUCCGAAACGUGUAGACGUCUUGUUUACUUUGCCACGCUGCCUCCUGUCAGUCAUGGAAUAGACAGUCCUUCCGUUUUUUUUCACUGCGGCUGCUACUGUAAUACCCUGUUAAAAUAUAAAGGAAUAGUUUUGGUAUUACAUGCUUUAUCAUCACAUUGCAGAGAAAAGGGUUAGUUGUGAGGUGGUGAAGAGUGCAGGUGUUUCUAAGGGACAGUGUGAUGGCUCUUCUCCCUUAUAUAGAAAACAAAUGUCCCAAAGGCUGUCUUUCCUUCCAGGUACAAGCAGAGUAAAUACUGCCUGUCCAAGAGUCAGUGCAGAGGAAGUGAUUCUUACGAGGAUAGUGUAACUCUUUAAGAAACAUGUUUUUUAGACCCAUCUGUGCAGAGGAAGUGAUUCUUACGAGGAUAGUGUAACUGAAGAAACAUUCUUUUUAGACCCAUCACUGCAGAGGAAGUGAUUCUUACGAGAAUAGUGUAACCCUGAAGAAACGUUUUUUUUAGACCCAUCAGUGGAGAGGAAGUGAUUCUUACGAGAAUAGCGUAACUCUGAAGAAAUAGUUUUUUAGACCCAUCUAUUUAUUCGUUACUAUACUUGUGGAUGAACAAUUGACUUGGAUAACCACGAUUUGGCUGUGUAGCGUUUUGUGCUGAGUUAAGACCUGUGGAGGCUUUAUUUUAAUCCAGUCACUAUAUACU